AUGAUGUCGUACCUGAAAGUAAUGAUCAUAUGGAACAUACUUUGCGUAUCCCUGGUGAUCCUUUCACUGUCCUUGAUUCAAGAAGUGUCUUCUGAAGAUUUAUCAAGCUGUACAGGGAGAUGUGGGGAAGGGUAUUCUAGAGAGCAUGACUGCCACUGUGAUUUUAACUGUCAACACUACAUGGAGUGCUGCCCUGACUUCAAGAAAGUCUGCACAGUGGCAGUCUCCUGCAGAGGACGUUGCUUUGAAGCCUUUGAAAGAGGAAGAGAGUGUGACUGUGACGCAGACUGUGAGAGAUAUGGCAAGUGCUGCCCAGACUACGCAAAACACUGUAAAGAGGCACACACAGAAAAGCCAUCACCUAAGACUCCUCCAGAAAACAAAUCAACAUCUAAAAGGUCAUCCCAAAAUGAGGAAAAGAAGCCAGAGGAAGUAACACAGCCCCAUGAAGUUAUGGAAGAUACUGGCAGUGAAUUGGAAAACAAAGUGACCAGUGCUGCUCCAACUACAAAACACCCUGACACAACCACACCAAUCAAAGCAACUACAUCGAGUCCAGAACCCAGUUCACCACCUAUUACAAGUACUGCCACAGAAGCAACAACUACCAAAGAGACCACUACAGCUCAGAAAGAUACCCCUGCGACAACAGAAGCACCAACGACCAAGGCAGACUCUCCCACCACCCCCAAACCUGAAGACACAACCCCAGAGGCCACAGAGGCACAAGUGACUGAGGCAGACUAUCCCACCACUGCUAAGGUUGAAGAUAUGACCCCUGAGGCCACAGAGGAACCAAUGACCGAAGCAGACUCUCCAACCACCACCAAAGCGGAAGAGCCAACCCCAGAGGCCACAGAGGCACCAACAACCACGGCUGACUCUCCCACCACCCCCAAACCUGAAGAUACAACCCCUGAAGUCACAGAGGAACCAAUGACUGAGGCAGACUCUCCCACCACCCCCAAAACAGAAGAGCCAACCCCAGAGGCACCAACAACCACGUCUGAUUCUCCCACCACCCCAAAACCUGAAGAAACAACCCCUGAAGUCACAGAGGAACCAAUGACUGAGGCAGACUCUCCCACCAACCCCCCAGAAGAUGAAGAGAAAACUGCUGUGCCCACAGAGGCACCAACGACCAAGGCAGACUCUCCCACCACCCCCAAACCUGAAGACACAACCCCAGAAGCACCAACGACCAAGGCAGACUCUCCCACUACCCCAAAACCAGAAGAGCCAACCACAGAGCCCACAGAGGCACCAACGACCAAGGCAGAUUCUCCCACCACCCCCAAACCUGAAGACACAACCCCUGAAGUCACAGAGGAACCAAUGACUGAGGCAGACUCUCCCACCAACCCCCCAGAAGAUGAAGAGAAAACUGCUGUGCCCACAGAGGCACCAACGACCAAGGCAGACUCUCCCACCACCCCCAAACCUGAAGACACAACCCCAGAGCCCACAGAGGCACCAACGACCAAGGCAGACUCUCCCACCACCCCCAAACCUGAAGACACAACCCCAGAGGCCACAGAGGCACCAACGACCAAGGCAGAGUCUCCCACCACCCCAAAACCUGAAGAGCCAACCCCAGAGCCCACAGAGGCACCAACGACCAAGGCAGAGUCUCCCACCACCCCCAAACCUGAAGACACAACCCCAGAGGCACCAACGACCAAGGCAGACUCUCCCACCACCCCCAAACCUGAAGACACAACUCCAGAGGCACCAACAACUAAGGCAGACUCUCCCACCACCCCCAAACCUGAAGACACAACCCCAGAGGCACCAACGACCAAGGCAGACUCUCCCACCACCCCCAAACCUGAAGACACAACCCCAGAGCCCACAGAGGCACCAACGACCAAGGCAGACUCUCCCACCACCCCCAAACCUGAAGACACAACCCCAGAGCCCACAGAGGCACCAACAACCAAGGCAGACUCUCCCACCACCCCAAAACCUGAAGACACAACCCCAGAGGCACCAACGACCAAGGCAGACUCUCCCACCACCCCCAAACCUGAAGACACAACUCCAGAGGCACCAACAACUAAGGCAGACUCUCCCACCACCCCCAAACCUGAAGACACAACCCCAGAGGCACCAACGACCAAGGCAGACUCUCCCACCACCCCCAAACCUGAAGACACAACCCCAGAGCCCACAGAGGCACCAACAACCAAGGCAGACUCUCCCACCACCCCCAAACCUGAAGACACAACCCCAGAGGCACCAACGACCAAGGCAGACUCUCCCACCACCCCCAAACCUGAAGACACAACCCCAGAGCCCACAGAGGCACCAACAACUAAGGCAAACUCUCCCACCACCCCAAAACCUGAAGACACAACCCCAGAGGCACCAACGACCAAGGCAGACUCUCCCACCACCCCCAAACCUGAAGACACAACCCCAGAGCCCACAGAGGCACCAACAACCAAGGCAGACUCUCCCACCACCCCCAAACCUGAAGACACAACCCCAGAGGCACCAACGACCAAGGCAGACUCUCCCACCACCCCCAAACCUGAAGACACAACCCCAGAGCCCACAGAGGCACCAACGACCAAGGCAGACUCUCCCACCACACCUAAAGUGGAGGAGGCAGAGGCAGACUCUCCCACCACCCCUAAGGUCAAGGGGACUACCCCUGCAGCCACUGAGGCUGACUCCACUGCCAUACAGAAAACAACACCUAUUGAAGUGACAACUACUGUCCCCAGAUUAGUAACAACUGCUAAAAAAGCCACAACCACGCAAAGCAGUAAGGCAGUCACAACACCUAGGAAGGAAACACCCAUACCUGAAGCAGACAUAAUGGUUUCAGAGACAGCAGCAGAGAAGAAAAUUACAACUCCUGCACCUAAAGUAGCAACCAGCACAACUGCAAAAGAUACUACUACAGCAGUACAAAGGAUAGUGGUGACUGCGGCUACGACUACUGAAAAAGCAACUGACAAAAAGGACAAAACAACAGCUAAAACUGUUACUACUCCGACAACUAAAAUAGAAACAACCACAGUGAUCAAAGAGAUAACGACACCCAAGAAAGACAAAACUACUGUGCUUAAAGACAUUUUAACAACAAGCGGGAAAGACACAACUACUGUAACUACAGUGAUAACAGGUAAACCAGAUGACUCUCCUAAAGGUAAGGAUGAUAUUCCAAAUACAACUCCUACAGCCAAGCAAGCUCUCACUACAGCAGCUGAACCAGAAGCAACGACUACUUUAGCAGCUAAAAAAGAAGAAAGCCCUGUGGGAAUAGCGACUGUAACAACAGCAGCUACAACUCCCAUGCCCAAGCCCGCUGUGUUGACAACAACUGCGAAAACAGAUUCAACUCCUAAACCCAGGGAGAUUGUGACAACAACUAAACAAGACACUACUACAGAAACUAAGCAGACUGUAACAGCAGCAACUAAAGAAAGCACAAGUACUGUUUGUGUUGUGGUAGAGACAACAACAGCUGGUAAAAAAGAGGUAACGACCAUCAAAGAAACUAGCAUCCUGCCUGAAAAAGAAGUGAAAGAUGAGGCCCCUAGUAUGGACAUGGGAGAGGAAACUACAGUUACCAAAGAGACAACUACAAGAGAUAAAAAAGACACGAUAGAAGAAAUGUUUAUUGUUUCUAAGGGGACAUCCAAGCCAACUAUACAUUUCCAGCAGGUUACUGAUACGAGAGAUGAGCCUCAUCCAUCCGACUCUGAAACCCUGCCAGUAAAAAAAGAGCCUGAGAUAAACAACAAGCCUUUAAUACAAACUGCGGACUUGCCAGUUUUAACUGGAGAAACACAAGAAAACAAGGACGAGAAGGACCUGUGUAGCGGGAAGCCUGCGGACGGCAUGGUGGCCCUACAGAACGGCACCCUGGCCGUCUUCCGAGGUCACUAUUACUGGCUGCUGAACGGCAGGAGCCCGCCGACGACCAACCCCCGCCGGAUCAGCGACGGCUGGGGCAUCCCGUCCCCCAUCGACGCCGUCUUCUCCAGGUGCAACUGCGAUGGCAAGACCUUCUUCAUCAAGGGUCCCCUAUACUGGCGUUUCACUAACGGUGUUAUGGAUAAAGGAUACCCCAAACCUCUUGCGAAUGGAUUUGCAGGGCUAAGUGGGAAAAUAGUAGCAACCCUCCCUGUGGCAAGAUACAACAACAGACCAGAAUCUGUUUAUUUUAUCAAAAGAGAUGGCAACAUGCAACAGUAUGUGUACAGACAAGAACCAGCCAAGAAGUGUCAAAGAAGAACCCAGGUUACUGUGAGAUACCCAGCUUAUGUCCCAAGACUUGUAAUAAGGAGACGCUUCCAACGGGCAGUAAGAAUGCCAACCGUUAUUCAGACUGUCAGAAUCAACCCAUAUCCAUCUGGAGUUUUGCGUAAGGAAAUCAAAAUGAAUGACUACUGGAGAGGGCUCCCCAAAGUUAUUCAUUCAACUAUAUCAAUACCCAACUACAGUAAGCCAGAUGGCUAUGAUUAUUACGCCUUCUCUUACAAUCGGUACUACAGUUUGGAUGUUGGCAAGAGAAUAGCAAGACCUGUUACUACUCUCACAGGAAAGACCGUAUCUAAAGACUGGUACAACUGUCCUAGCAAGUGAUGUACAGCAGAGGAUUUUA
Messenger RNA from Gavia stellata (red-throated loon), 4618 nucleotides. It is a transcript of the gene PRG4, whose product is annotated as proteoglycan 4. Bases 1 to 4599 code for a protein of 1532 amino acids. Lineage: Eukaryota; Metazoa; Chordata; Aves; Gaviiformes; Gaviidae. The transcript has 12 exons. The record is from RefSeq and is a predicted model, not a curated record.